UCGUUAGAAGACGUUAUCAUCCUCGAGACAUGUUUAAGGCUAAGAACUCCAUCGCCAAUAACAAUCAGUUCUUUUAGCCAUCUUCGUAGCUAGUCGAUGAUUUCUCUUCUAAUACUCAAAUCCAAUGGUUUUCCCUCUAAACUCUCUUCUCCACCAACCCUUUACUCUCCUUUAUUAUCUCUCUCUUCUAAAUUCAUCUCUUUUAACACCCAUGGUUACACUACCUUUAUACCCACUUCACCUUUACCUGCAUCUCCGCCACAGUCACUGGCGCCGCCGCCGCCGGAAUCUUCCGUCAGGUCAAUCUGUUUACUGGUGUGUGAAUCCUAUCAACAAACCUCAUUCUCAAAACCAUCAUCUCCAAGUCUCAAUCUUGAGAUAAACCCCAAUUCUUUGACCCAUGAACAAGUCAUUACUGUUGUUGCUUCUCUAGCACAAGAAGCUGGUUCAGUAGUAUCAUUGAGUUUCUUCAAUUGGGUUAUUGGGUUUUCAAAAUUUAGGCAUUUUAUGAGACUAUACAUAGUUUGCGCUACUACUUUUCUUAAUAAUGAUAAUUUGGAUAGAGCUACUGAAGUAAUGCAAUGUAUGGUGAGGAGUUUUUCUGAGAUUGGGAAGUUGAAAGAAGCUGUUAAUAUGGUUAUUGAGAUGCAAAAUCAUGGUUUAGUGUUAAAAGCUCGGAUCUUGAACUUCGUUAUUGAUGUUGCUCUUGCUUUAGGUUUUGUUGAUUAUGCGGAAAAAGUGUUUGAUGAAAUGCUUGACAGAGCUGUGGUUCCUGAUUCUACUAGUUAUAAGUUGAUGGUUGUUGGUUACUGUAGAAUGGGUAGGAUUUCUGAUGUUGAUAGGUGGUUAAAGGAUAUGAUCGAGAGAGGUUAUGCGGUUGAUAAUGCUACUUGUACUCUGAUGAUUAGCACAUUUUCUGAGAAAGGUUUCGUAAACAGGGCUUUUUGGUACUUUAAGAAGUGGGUUCAGAUGGGUUUGAAUCCAAAUUUGAUAAAUUUUUCAUCUUUGAUUAAUGGGUUAUGUAAGAUUGGCAGCAUUAAGCAAGCAUUUGAGAUGUUAGAGGAAAUGGUUAGGAAAGGUUGGAAACCUAAUGUGUAUACUCAUACAGCAUUGAUUGAUGGCUUAUGUAAGAAGGGAUGGACUGAAAAGGCAUUUAGACUAUUUCUUAAGCUUGUGAGGAGUGAUAAUUAUAAACCAAAUGUAUAUACUUAUACAUGCAUGAUUAAUGGGUACUGCAAGGAAGAAAAGUUGAAUCGAGCAGAGAUGCUAUUGAUCAGGAUGAAAGAACAGGGAUUGGUUCCUAACACCAACACGUAUACUUGUCUCAUAGAUGGGCACUGUAAAGCAGGAAACUUUGGAAGAGCAUAUGAGUUAAUGGACUUAAUGGGUAAAGAAGGAUUUACGCCUAAUAUCUUUACAUAUAAUGCAAUUAUUGAUGGCCUCUGUAAGAAGGGAAGAUUUCCUGAGGCUUAUAAACUGCUCAGGAGGGGACUAAAAUCUGGAUUACAUGCUGAUAAAGUAACCUAUACCAUUCUCAUAUCUGAAUUCUGUAGACAGACUGAUAAUAAGCAGGCCCUUGCAAUUUUCAGUAGGAUGUUCAAAGUUGGCCUACAACCGGAUAUGCACACAUACAAUGUGCUGAUCGCAACCUUCUGUAGGCAAAAAAAAGUGGAAGAAAGUGAGAAACUCUUUGAGGAAGCUGUCGGGCUUGGUUUGCUUCCAACUAAGGAAACAUACACAUCCAUGAUAUGCGGGUACUGUAGAGAUGGACAUAUCAGUUCAGCUAUUAAGUUUUUUCAUAAGAUGAGAGACUAUGGCUGCAAACCUGAUAGCAUUACUUAUGGAGCUUUGAUAAGCGGAUUAUGCAAUGAAUCCAAGCUGGAUGAGGCUUGUCAGUUGUAUGAAACCAUGAUUGACAACGGGCUAUCCCCAUGUGAAGUUACUAGGGUUACAUUGGCGUAUGAGUACUGUAAACAAGGUGAUUCUGCUACUGCAAUGAUUAUCUUGGAGAGGCUAGAGAAAAAACUCUGGAUUCGGACAGUUAAUACGUUGAUCAGGAAGCUUUGUAGUGAGAAGAAAGUUGGUGUCGCAGCAUUAUUCUUUCAUAAGCUAUUGGACAAGGACCUUAAUGUAGAUCGGAUAACUUUAGCUGCAUUUACAACUGCAUGUUAUGAGAGCAACAAAUUUGCUCUUGUUUCUGAUUUGUCUGAGAGGAUAUCUAAAGGAAUUGGUUAGCUGCCUAUAUUUAUUGAAAAUGGGUAAAUUCCAUUGCUUCAGAAGCUACGCAACUUAAGUAAGUUGCUCAAGGAUUUUAAAGGACAUUUAUUUUCCUUGCUAGUAGUCAGAUUGAUUAGGGCUAGCCACAGCUGAAGCAUGUGCAGGGUUAAUAAGGAUUUAUGAUGUAUAGGCAUGCUCUUGCAGGCUAAGCCAGUUUCAGCUCUUCAUCAGAAUUUUUUUUUCUUGUUCAUGAACACUGCAGUGAAUUUAAGAGCUGCUUCUGCAUAUUUCCUGCAGAUCUGCACUUGUGGGCAGGAAUUGCGAUUGGUGAAUGUUAUCUUGGUACAUGUGCCCCCAUAUGAUGGAAUAUUGAUGGAAGUUGCUACACUGAAGUUUUUUAUUUGUUUUUGGCAAAAGUGAAACCCAUUGGAGUAAUAUAAGCAAAUUCCUUUAUCCUUGCAACCCUAAAUGGCCACUUUUCAUAAUUUCACUUGUAAAAUGGAAGUUCCUUGAAUGAUAAACCCUACACAUAUUCUGUACCA
Messenger RNA from Ricinus communis (castor bean), 2759 nucleotides. Its product is annotated as pentatricopeptide repeat-containing protein At4g19890. The transcript has a single exon. Gene Ontology annotation, molecular function: protein binding. The coding region runs from base 97 to 2235 and encodes 712 amino acids. The record is from RefSeq and is a predicted model, not a curated record. Lineage: Eukaryota; Viridiplantae; Streptophyta; Magnoliopsida; Malpighiales; Euphorbiaceae.